Messenger RNA from Pocillopora damicornis (cauliflower coral), 831 nucleotides. RefSeq names its product melatonin receptor type 1B-B. Gene Ontology annotation, biological process: G protein-coupled receptor signaling pathway. The record is from RefSeq and is a predicted model, not a curated record. Gene Ontology annotation, cellular component: membrane. Gene Ontology annotation, molecular function: neuropeptide Y receptor activity. NCBI's taxonomy places the organism in Eukaryota, Metazoa, Cnidaria, Anthozoa, Scleractinia, Pocilloporidae.
ACAAUUCCCAACAUGUUCGUGAUAGCACUAGCUGUGAGCGAUAUUCUAAUGUGUAUCUGCUGUAUGCCUUUUACAGUUGUUACUCUGUUCCAUGGCCAGUGGAUAUUUGGCGAAUCUUUCUGUCUCUUUCAAGGUUUUGCCGCACUGACUUUCGGAAUUGUCGCUAUGGAUACCAUGGGUAUCAUUGCGGUCAACCGAUUCUUCUGCGUUGUAAAACCAGAAAGGUAUCUCUUGUUGUUUAAGAAGAAAAGAGCGUUGAUAUACAUUGUCAUUGUGUGGUGCCUGGCUUUCGCUGGAUCUGUGCCCCCGUUUUCCUUUGAGGGCAAAAAUAGCUUUAAAUUCCAGCCUGGAAAAGCAAUGUGUUUGUACACGUUUGAAAGCAACAUGGCUUACACUAUUACAAUCGAAUGUGUUUACAUCGCAGCACCCUUAACAAUCAUAGCGGUCUGCUAUGUCAAAGUGUUCCGCUCAGUUUCAAGAUCAAAUCGUGUUUUCUGUCUAGGUGUUAACCUCAGUCAACUCCGCGCGAAUGUGGAAGAAGCAAAAGUAACGAAAACCUUAGCAGUUCUGCUUGGCUUCGCGUGUUGCUGGCUCCCUAUCUCCGUUGUGGAUAACGUGGACGCCGCGCGCGGAGAACCCAAGAUACCACGACAGGUUUACUUGACAUACGCGUUCUUGGCCUAUCUGAGUAGCACUAUCAACCCAUUCAUUUACGGUAUCAUGAACAGACAGUUCAGGCGAGAGUACAAGGCCCUCUUGCGCAAGAUUACUUUCUUUCGGCGCCAAAAUGGCAAUAACAACAGCAGACACAACGUUGAAAGUCAUCCAUAA